Dalotia coriaria is the source of this 3836-nucleotide messenger RNA. RefSeq names its product kinase suppressor of ras (gene ksr). Gene Ontology annotation, molecular function: protein kinase activity; ATP binding. Lineage: Eukaryota; Metazoa; Arthropoda; Insecta; Coleoptera; Staphylinidae. The record is from RefSeq and is a predicted model, not a curated record. Gene Ontology annotation, cellular component: cytoplasm. Gene Ontology annotation, biological process: protein phosphorylation; Ras protein signal transduction.
AGGCGGUGGCGGCAGGCGGGCGGGCCUGCUAUGUGCGGUCGUGCGCCGCGCGGCCAGCAGCUUCGGCCACCGACGCGCCAGUGAGCAACGCAAGGGCGCCGCAUCGCGCGCGCCAGCCGAGCUCGCGAUGGCCGAGGACAGUGCCGAGCUGGACCUCAAGAAGAACCUGGACAUCAUUCAAUCCAUCAUCGAUGUGUCGGCGGUGAAGCUGGAGGGCUUGCGGACACAAUGCGCCACCAGCGCCGAGCUCACGCAGCAGGAGAUUCGCACCCUGGAGGGCAAGCUCAUCAAACUCUUCUCGAAUCAACUUGUGACGAAAAUGAAGAUGCGCUCCAACGACAAGCCGCAUCUACCGUCGCUCACGCAGUGGCUGAAAGUCGUCGGGCUGAGCGCGAUGUCCAUCAAUGUGCUCUGCCAGAAGAUCCACUCGUUCGAGGAACUACAGGAAAAAAGUGAACAUGAGCUGAAGACCAUCUUGAACGACCGCGGUGCGCGGCCCGAGGAACUCAGUCGGUUGUGCAAAGCACUACACAAUCUUAAAAAAUACACAGAUGUAUUGAAAAAAGGCGACAACGACACGAUCGACAUGCCGCUUAACUGGGACUCCUGGGACCCGCAGCUGCCAUUAAAAGGAUUGUCGCCGCGCGCGGGACGGUCUCGCACCACGCGCGCCUCCGUACCAUCCGAAGAAUGCAUUAAUAACAACAGGGCAGGUGCGAUCCCACCUUCUGCGUCCGUUUCAAGUAUCAGCUCUCUGAAUGUUCAUUGUGUUCUCACUACCCCUCCUCAAACUAGAGGAAAAGGUGCAAAAUUCCCGACAACGCCGCCGGCGAAAACUAAGCAUCGUACUAUCAACGCCACGGUCUUGCUGCCCGACUAUCCGCUGACGAAGAGCAAGUCGCACGAGUCUCAACUGGCGAAGAACGACAACAAUGGCGAAAUCGUGCAAACCAAUGGUGAUAGUCAUCAGACAACGACAACGGUGGCUCGUCGCGGAAGAUUGUCCACUGAACCGGGGCCGGAAACCGGAUGUGCGAGUCCUAUACUCACGAGUCCAAUCAAAUCGCCACCGUAUAAUCACGUCGGUAACGAUAGCGAUGAUAAUAGUUGCAACUCAACGUUAAAGGUUCCUAAGUCGCCGCACACGCCGACAAUGGCGACGUUCAGCCACCAGAUGGGCCACCAGAUCUCGCACCGUUUCCAAAAGAAGUUUAAGAUGAUGGGGCCGUGCGCGGUCUGCAAUAAGCCGAUCUAUUUCGGUUCAGGCCUGAAGUGCAAGGAGUGCAAGUACAAGUGUCACCGCGAAUGCGAGGACAAGGUGGUGCCGUCAUGCGGCCUGCCGCCGGAGCUACUCGAGGAGUUCAAGCGCAAGUGGCCGACUGAGAAGUCCGUCUUCUCGUCGCCCACCUCAGGCCGCUCUAGCAACGCCAAGACGCUCAUCGAGACCAUCACCAAGCGCAAGUCCUCCCACCCGCAGGCAUCCGUCAAUCACAUUCCUGUUUAUAGCGCACCCGAUUCUAGUUCAAACACGUCGAGCUGCAACAGUUCUACACCCUCCAGUCCGGCUUUCAUACAGACGCAAACGCCACAGGUCAAGCAGACAACAUUCAAUUUUCCGGAAGCUUUCCCGGAGUCGAACGAUUCUACCUCUUCAAUUGAUGGCUCUUUAACCACUACAACAACUCUGCAUCAAGAUCUGACCAGCAGUCAGCAAUCAAGGGAUAGCGACAGGACAAUUUCCGUUUCGGGCAGCACGGACUCAGACCGCACUCCAGUGCGUGUCGACUCUCAGGAUAGUCAAGUCUCCGAUUCGGAAACGAAUGCUGAUGGGCAUAGAUGGCCACGACAAAAUAGUUUGUCUAUGCGAGAAUGGGAUAUUCCAUACAACGAGCUGCAAAUUGGUGAGGUGAUUGGCACUGGCCGAUUCGGCAAGGUGAGCAAGGGCUAUUGGCACGGCGAUGUGGCGAUCAAGGUGCUGAACAUGGACUUGCUGGACGACGAGCGUAUUCUUGACCAGUUCAAGAUCGAGGUCUCGACAUUCCGCAAGACGCGCCACGAAAAUCUUCUGCUCUUCAUGGGCGCGUGCAUGAAGCCACCGCGACUUGCCAUUGUCACCAGUCUCAGUAAGGGCGAAACGCUCUACACGCACAUUCAUCUCAGGAAGGAAAAGUUUAACAUGAACAAGACUACUAUUGUGGCACAACAAAUCUCACAGGGUAUGGGCUAUUUGCACGCAAAGGGCAUAGUCCACAAAGAUUUGAAGAGCAAAAAUAUUUUCUUGGAGAACGGAAAGGUGGUCAUCACUGAUUUCGGCAUCUUUAGCGUGACGAAGUUGUGUUUUGGCAACAGAAAAUCUGACCGUUUGGGUAUUCCACCCGGUUGGUUGUGCUACCUUGCGCCUGAAAUCAUUCGUAGCCUGCGAGCGCACCAAUCACACGACGAGGAACUGCCCUUCAGUACGCAAUCAGACGUUUACGCAUUUGGUACAAUUUGGUAUGAAUUAUUGUGCGGCGAAUGGCCGUUCAAGUCGCAACCCGAAGCUAUAAUAUUCCAGGUUGGUAAGGGCAUGAAGCAGACAUUGGCGAAUUUACAGGCGUCUCGAGAGGUUAAAGACAUAUUGAUGCUGUGCUGGUCAUUCAAAAACGAGAAUCGCCCCGACUUUACCCGACUCUUGAAGAUAUUGGACAAGUUGCCCAAGAAGCGGCUGGCGCGCAGCCCGUCGCAUCCAAUCCACCUGUCCCGUUCGGCCGAGUCGGUCUUCUAAGUAUCAUAGCGUUACACUAUCCACUACGGCAAUUACACUAGUCUUGUUAUUCUCACUAGUGCAAGUAAUUACGAUAGGAACGGAGCAGACAACUAGGCAUAGCUUGAGUUUGCAUUCGCAUCGACCCACAAUCGAUUCGUUCGCGUUGCCGCAUUUUUGGACGGCUGGCAUUCUUUAAACACACAUGAUGAAUUUGAAACUGCAGCGCGGUCAUGAACAACAUAUCCAAUACUAAAACGAUGCCUACUUGUACUUGUAAUCCGCGAGCAACACACUCACACCUGCGAGCAAAUUUUUCAUAUGAACUAUUUAUCCCGCCCCCCCAACAUGUGAAACUCUACGAAAAUUCCCGUUUUAUUAAGUUAGUUAGGAAACCCGCGCUCCCCCACCCUCUCACACGUAGUCGAGAACCAAUGUUGGAGCGGACACGAAGCAAGACACUAUAAAUAAAUAAACCUACAACCUAGGCGUAUAGGACGGAGAUUUUUCAAUGACGGAAGACACAAGAUAAUGUUUUAACUCACACACUAUUGUACAUACCUAAAAAAAUGGAAGAAUGAAGGAAAAAAAGGAAAUACCAAAAAAACCACAAAUGUUAAGCAUGUAAAUUAGACACUUAACUUUACAAUAAUGGAUUAUUAUUGAUAAUGUAAUGCAAAUGUUAAUUAUUAGAACAAACACACGGCUGGCGCAGCACGAAUCGCCAGGUUAGGGAGUGCCCCAAACCUAAUCUUUGCUAACCAUUGUGAAUGUUACGAAAUCAGUUUGAAGUGUUGUACAUACUUACCAAACCAUGUAAAAUGUGACAGAAGAAAAGUGAAGACCUCACCACAACACACACACACACACACAUACACGCAAAGGAAAAUUAACUCAUGUUUCGAUGAAUUACGAUGAUAAUAAUUAUGGAUGGUUAUAACUUAUGCUAAAAAUUAGAUAGAAACUAUAUUACUUGAUUGAUAAUGCAUUCCCAUUUCAUUAUACUCUAGUCAAUUUACAUUUUUAAUUGAGAUUGUAUAUUUUAAUUUCUUUAAUGUAUGAAUUUAUGAUUUAAAUGAAACUUGUCUUGUUA